Impatiens glandulifera is the source of this 1899-nucleotide messenger RNA. RefSeq lists its product as uncharacterized. The record is from RefSeq and is a predicted model, not a curated record. Bases 181 to 1548 code for a protein of 455 amino acids. The transcript has a single exon. NCBI's taxonomy places the organism in Eukaryota, Viridiplantae, Streptophyta, Magnoliopsida, Ericales, Balsaminaceae.
CAGGCUUUAAAAUUUGCAUAUUCCAUCUUUCUUCUUCCUCCUCCUUCAAUUCAAUCUGAGACUCACUCACUCUUCCUGCAUAUCUUUCUCUUUCUCUCUCUACAGACAACCACAUUUCUCAACCCUACAGCAAGCAGGCAAGGCAGGCAAGGCAGGCAAGGCAGACUUCAUUCACAUCACAUGCACAUGAUGGAGGAUGAGGAGGAGGAGGAACAUCAGCUCAAUAAUACCAACGAACAACAACAACAACCAUCAUCAUCAUUACAUAUCAUCCCUAACAACGACGACGACAACGUCGAAGAAAUCAUCUUCUACGAUGAUGAUGAUGACGACGACGACAUUGACAGCUCCUCCUCCUCCUCCUGUUCCACUCCCUUCGUCAGUGCUCCGUCAAGUCCUACUGGCCGCGACCAAUCUCUUCUCACCAUCGGACCUGCUUUCUUCUACAGUGCUCCAUCCAGUCCAAUGCACUUCACUCUCUCUUCCUCUUCUUCUUCUUCUUCUUCCACUUCAAUGCCUAAGUUUUCUGAUUCCUCCGUCUCCACCUCCUACGAGUUUGAAUUCUCAGCAAGAUUCGGAACGGUCGGUAAUGUAUAUGGAGGAUUAGGAGGAGGUGGAUCAAUGUGCUCGGCUGACGAGCUCUUCCUCAACGGACAGAUCCGUCCAAUGAAGCUCUCAUCUCACCUCCAGCGACCGCAACCUCCUCUUGAACCUCCCUUGUUAGAUCUGGACGACGACGAAUCCGAAUUCAAUAACAAUGAAACAACCGGAGGAGUGAUUAUUGAGAGGGGACGUGAUGUCAAAUGGCGCGACAGAUCUCUGAGGCGUAGGGCCAGAUCUAUGUCUCCUCUCAGAACACAAGAUCAGUUUCAUUGGCACGAUGAUGAUGAUGAUGACGCCACCACCACCACCACCGAUGGAAACAACAAUAAUGAGAAGUUGACUACUGAUCAUGAGAAGGAGAUUACUGAAGCAGUUGAAAGCAAGCAGCAGCAGCAGCAGCAGCAGGAGGAUGAACCGGUCUUCGGUGAAGAGAGGAGUUCUUCUUCAUCUGCAAGCCGGAACUCCUCCUCCUCCUCCUCGUCAUCGAAGAGGUGGAUCUCUUUGAAAGAUCUGUUGUACAGAAGCAAAAGCGAAGGUCGAAACAAUGGGCAUAAGUUUUGGAGUGCCAUUUCAUUUUCACCAGUCAAGGACAGAAAAGCGCCGGAAUCUGCAAAGGUGGUGGUGGUAACAGGAGGAGGAGGAGGAGGAACAACAGUAGAUCCAAAUGAUAAUAAAAAGAAUAAGAAGAAUAAGAAGGUGAUAGUAGGAAGAAAGGCAACGAACGGAGGAACGGUGGGAGGAAAGAAUAAGAGAAGGGCGGUCCCCCCUUUGUUAUCCCCACAUGAAGUGCAUUACAAGGCUAGCAGGGCACAAGCUGAAGAGAUGAGAAAGAAGACGUAUUUGCCGUACAGGCAGGGAUUGCUUGGUUGCUUAGGCUUCAGCUCUAAGAGCUAUGGUGCGAUGAAUGGUUUUGCUAGAGCUCUCAACCCAGUUUCCUCAAGGUAACAACAAUAAUAACAAUAACAAAUCUCAAGCAAGCAAACAAAUCAAUCAUUAUCAAUCAAUGUGGUGAGAAAGAAAAAGAAGAAGAAGAGGGUUUCUUCUUUUUUGUUGUUGUUGUUGUUGUAUAGAUUUCGAAUACGAGUAGAAGAGGAGAUCGGUCGGGCCCAGUUUUUGAGCCUGGAAAAAGAAAGGACUUAGCUUUCUUUCUUUCUUUCUUUGUUAUAUGAUAAUGAUUGAUUGAUUGUUGGUACGUAUGUCACAAUUUAUGAACAACAACACUAAUAAUAAGUAAGUAAUAAUAUUGCUUUUCUUCUCCUACCCGUUAGUAAGUUUUAUAUAUUAUUAUGCUUUGUG